Molecule: messenger RNA, 2230 nt
Organism: Rhododendron vialii
Lineage: Eukaryota; Viridiplantae; Streptophyta; Magnoliopsida; Ericales; Ericaceae
Exons: 6
Coding region: 285-1778 (497 amino acids)
Source: RefSeq, a predicted model, not a curated record
AGAAUCUCUGAACCACCCCACUUCUUAAUCGGACAGGUACUUCUCUCUCUCUCUCUCUCUCUCUCUCUCUCUCGUCUCCGUCUCACUCUGGUCGUUUAUCUCUCUCUGUUUGUUUAGUUGGUGAUUUAGAUGCUUAAACGUUACAUGUCUGGGCUCUAGCAAAUAAACACACCUUUUUCCAGGACUAAGGGGAUGUUCCAUCCAUGCCUGGAGUGAAUCGAUUCAACGCAUAUGUGAGUAAUGUUUGUGGCAGGGAUAUGACCUGACUGGCCUUGUGUUGCAGUAUGGGUCCAGAUCUGGAGCUUAAAGGAAGAUUAGAAAUGGUGACGGAAGCAUUGGGUAAUAUAGAGACUGCUGGUGCUAUGAAGGAACCAGAAGAUAAGCAUAUGAGAUGUGCUAGUAAUUAUGAGGACAACAAUUUUGAGAUGGAAGCUUUAGUGGAUGAAAAAACUGAAGGAGAAAGAAGUCAGGAUGUGGAGGUUAAUAUAUUUGAGCACACAAAUUCCGUUGACAUUGGCAUGGUUGAAGCUAAAUUCCAAGAUCAAACUGAAAAUUCAAGCUCUUUUGAGGAUACUAUUUCUGGGUUCGAGAAUGGCACAAUGUUGAGUGAUGCAGAAGUGGACUCAGGUUUGCAUGGUGAUGCUUCAUCAGCAUUGUCAGUUGAUGGGUUUAGUGAUUUUUUUCGAGUUAGGAAGAAGAGGUUGACACCUCACUGGAGGACAUUCAUACGGCCUCUUGUGUGGCGGUGUAAAUGGGUAGAACUGCAAAUCAAGAAAUUUCAGUCCCAAGCGAGUGAAUAUGACAGGGAGCUUGCAAAAUAUAAUCGAAGGAAGAAGACAGAGCUAGAAAGCUGUGUAUUAGAAGGUUUUGGAGCGAAGUCACUUCCAUUUCCGGGUCGAAGUCAAAGAAAAGAAGUCAUGAAGAGGAGGAAGAGAAAAAGAGUUGAAGAUACAGGGGACAUGGUGGGAUAUAUGUCCCGCCAUAAACUGUUCUCCUAUUUUGAAAAUAAGAGAUCUGCGGCCGAUGCUCCUUUUAUGGAUGAUGUUUUGGGGAAUCAAGUGCAAAUAAAUGGCAAUAGUGAGAUGGGGCUCAAUGAUGAACCAUUGUCCCUUGAGUUCAAUGACUCUUCUGUAGAACAGAUCCUUCAUAAGAUUGGUGUUGUACAUUUGCAAGUUACCAAUAUGAAGACCCGACUUCACAAAAUAAUGAGUGAAAAUGCUGGAAAGUUCUCUUCCACUGAUAAGCUGAGCUUGCUUGCACCAUGUAAUGCGUUGACCAGCUCUGCCGUGAAUCCUGCUUCUCCUCCCAACAAUGAAGACACAAUGCUAAUAGGAUCUUCUUCUUAUAUGGCAAACCAGCUUAUACAGGAGUAUAAUAUGGGUGAUCUGGUUAUGCCCGAAAGUGCAGCUUCAAGCCAUGGAGAAGUGACCCAUGUUUCUGAAAUAGUUGAAAGCACGGAUCAGCUCAAGGUUGGAGGAUCAUCAAAGAAUAUUGGGGAUGGAAUUUUGAUUUACAGUCGUAGACCCAAAGAAGAGCUGAAUAACAGAUUGAAAGAAGUUAAUAUUCAGACAGUAGGGAAGAAGCCCCGGGUACCAAAGGAAGAGCAAGAAGACACCUCCAUUCCUCCAUUUGAUGGUACAGAGCAUGAUCUGCCCACAGAAGAUCAAGCAGCUCCAAAGAUCCGGUCCAUUUCCAAACUUACUGCUACUAAGAACAAGAGAAAGCGAGGUAGACGAAAGGCUGGGUUGGGUAGGUGGAGCCGGCGCUCCUCAGGUUAGAUUCAUUUGAUAAUAUGAAGUUGCUGGUGUCUGCUGGGAAUAGCCGGCCCAGAAAAAGAAAAAAAGAUUUCAGGGUCUGUUUGGUUUGCUUGUUUCUUUUCCUAUUUUUGGGGACUCGUUUUGCCUUCGGUGAACUUUUUCUGACCACAACAUUGAAAAAGUUCAUUGAAAGGUGAAAAGAUGCCGUAAAGAUGAGCAAAUAAGCAAAGCAAGAACCAACAGGCUCUCAUUUUAGUGUGGCUUUGGUGCGAAGAAAAUCUGUACAUGCUGCCCAUUCUGCUAGAUUUAGCUCUCCCUUCCCCUCUCUCUUUGUUCAUGGAUGAAAAUUGUCCGUUGCUUCAGUUGCAUCUGUACAUACUAAUAGUUUGCUAUAAUCUCACUCCUUACCUUAAAACUGGUGUUUGAUUCGGAUACCUGUUGAGUUGAAUUAGUAUAUUGAGUUUUCAAUACCA